AUGACAGAUAAGAAAAAUAUUCAGAAUGAUUGGAAAAUAAAGCUAGAAGAUAUUGACGAAAUUAAUUACGAAGAGGAAGCUGUUACUCUAACGAAAUGUAACGAAAUGGCAGCAUCAGUUGACUUAGCGACGGAUACUAAGAUAGAUAUUAUUGAAAUGAAAUAUAAAGAUCUGAUACAAGCCUCGAUAGAACAAAUUGAUAACAGCUCUGACUUUGUUACAAAUAGUAAUAAAGAGGAUGAUCAAAAUUCUCCAGAUAAUAAACUGCCAAUCAACGUAUGCAGACGAUGUUCAAAUUAUUUAAAUAUUAGUUACAAUCUGAUUCUUACUGCAAUAAAAAUAGACAAACGUCUGCAAAUGCAAUUAAAUCAAAAGCAAAACGAUGCUACCUCUACAGAUAAAGGUACGAAUAAAAUUAAAGAGAUCAACUGUCAAAGUAUCAAACGAGAGAUUACAGAUAAAGAGAACACUCAGAAAUAUCAAAAUGAUUGGAAAACAGAGCAAGAGGAUAUUGACGAAAUUAAUUACAAAGAGGAAGCUGUUACUCUAACGGAACAAAACGGAAUGUCAGCGUCAAUUGACUUAGCGACAGAGAUAGAUAUUGGUGAAAUGAAAUAUGAAGAUCUAAUACUAGACUCGACAGAACAAGUUGAUAACAGCUAUGACUAUAUUACAAAUAAAAUUACAGAGAAGUGUCAAAUUAUUAAACAAGAGAUUAUAGACGAGAACGCUCUGAAUUAUCAAAAUGAUACACAAGAGAUGACAAAUGCGAAGAAUAUUCAGAAUGGUUGGAAAACAGAGCAAGAGGAUAUUGACGAAAUUAAUUACAAAAAGGAAGCUGUUACUUUAACGGAACAUAACAAAACGGCACCUUACAAAACUGAUUUACGUCAGCACAUUUCGACGCACUUACCAAAGUAUCAAUGCGAUGUAUGCGAGAAGAAGUUUGUACGGAAAGCGAACCUGACUAUCCAUAAACGUCUUCAUAGUGGAGUACGGCCUUAUAAAUGCGAUGUAUGCGAGAAGAAGUUUGCAAGGAAAAAAUAUCUGACUGACCAUGAACGUGUUCAUAAUGGAGAACGGCCUUAUAAAUGCGAUAUAUGCGAGAAGAAGUUUGCAAGAAAAGCUUAUUUGACUGUCCAUAAACGUGUUCAUAGUAAAGUACAGCCUUAUAAAUGCGACGUGUGCUCAUCCAGUUUCAAGCAUUUGUACAGUAUGAAAUGGCACCGGAUGCAUUGCGAUGGCAUUUUAAGAAAAACGAAAAUGUAA
This is a messenger RNA of Wasmannia auropunctata (little fire ant), 1269 nucleotides long. RefSeq names its product zinc finger protein 765-like. Lineage: Eukaryota; Metazoa; Arthropoda; Insecta; Hymenoptera; Formicidae. The transcript has 3 exons. Bases 1 to 1269 code for a protein of 422 amino acids. The record is from RefSeq and is a predicted model, not a curated record.